This is a messenger RNA of Blepharisma stoltei, 2966 nucleotides long. Lineage: Eukaryota; Ciliophora; Heterotrichea; Heterotrichida; Blepharismidae. The record is from the annotation of a GenBank genome assembly.
AUGAGCAGGCCGGAGAAAAAGUCUUUAACUCGUCAUGAUUGUAUCAACUCAUACAAAUCCCAGCCAAGAAGACCCCAAAAAUCUCCAGAGCAAGUCUUUGGGCUUAUCCCCGAAACUUCUUUUACUAGCUCCCCCCGCGUGAACAAAAAAUAUUGUUCGCUCACAGAGGGGUUGAAUUUUUUUUAAAAAGUUUAAUAAUAAAUUUAUUUUCUAAAUUUAAAAAUCCUGAUUGGAGAGUAAUUUGUUUUAAAUGCGGCUGUUUAAAAUUAAUAAUAUUAGCGAGAGAUUUCAUUCUAAUAGUUAUCACUUAAAAUCAAAUUAUUUAUUUCAUAAAAAAAAUUUAUAUUAAAAACAUUUUUAGUUGUAUUUGGGCAACAAAUAGAGAUUUUUCCUAUGGUUCUGUUUGCUUAUGGAGAGGGAGUAAGCAUCAAUUUACUCCUCGAAGAAUCGAAUGAAUUCGUAACUACAACCUUUAUGCUUCUUUCGAUGAAAAAUCUCUUUAUUUAUUUGAUAGCUUUGGCACUCUUAAAAAUACUUGCACUUUCUUUGAUAUUUUACGAGUUCACGCAUGCUGCUGUUUUACUUAUAUUGAGCCUUACCACGUUUUUGUUGUAAUCAGUACAGAUUUCAGGCUAUUUUUGCUGUCUGAUCUAUUUGAAAUAUGAAGAAUGGAAACUCUAGGCCCAGGAAGGAUUCAGCAUGUCACAUAUAUUCAUUCCUCAAACCAUCUAAUUUUAUGUGGAAUUUCUAAUAUAACAGUUAUGAAGCUUAUAUGUGAAAGCAAAUAUGAUAUAGAAAAAGGACUCUUAUUAGACCCUGGUGGAGGAUUUGUAAAGUUCGAGAUAGAGCUAAUAAAAAGCAUUGAUUUACAGAUGAAUUGGAUGAAAGGGAUGCGAAUUGAUAAAAAAUUCGAGAGGCUUUCUGUCUGGAGCGAAAGCUCAAUUGCUGUGCUCAGUUUAGGAACUUAUGACCUACAAAAUCAAGCUGACGAUCUAUGCCCUGGAACAUUGAUUACAGACACUUUAUAUUGCCCACCACAAGGAUACUGUGUAUGUGCCACAAGUGAAGGCCAAAUUUUUGUAUAUAAAUUAGGGUCAAGAUCAAAGCCAAUCCAUACCUUUGAUGGACAUAAUCGGUCAAUUUUAGCCUUAGCAGCCCAUUCAAAUCCUAAUUUAUUUUUAAGUGCAUCUAUUGACUGCACUAUGAAAAUAUGGAGUAUUGAGCAUUUUCAUUUAAUUUAUACUUUUAAAACUCAUUCAAGCCCUACAAAUCCUAUUAAUUUUAUAUCAUUUAUUGACUCAAACACUUUAGCGACGUACACUGGAAACAAAUUAAGCAUUUCCAGGAUCAAUCUUGUAGGUGAUUUUUUUGCAAUAUCAAAAAGUGCAGUAAAAGAAAUUAAGUGAAUAAACAAAUUCAUAGGAGUUUUAAGUGAGGACAAUAGCGUAAUUUUAUAUGAUUUGACUGGAAAGCUAGUAACAACGAUUUAUCCUCCUCCAACAGCAAAUGAUGUAAAAGAGAUGUUUUAUAUAAAAGAAAUUGAUAGGGUUCUUUUAUUACUUUAUUCAGGCUCAAUGUGCAUUUUUCGAUAUGAAGGAGAAACAGGCCUGCUUGAAAAAAUUAUAUACACUGGAGAUAUAAAAGAUUCUGAAAAUCGAGCUGUUCUAGCUCCAGUUAAAGCUUUUAAACCUUUGAAUGUAAAACCUCCACAUUAUGACUGUGAGCUCGCAAUUAAAAAAAAGCUAAAAGACGAUCUUGAUUUUUUUGAAUCCCAUGCAGCAAGAAAUCCUCACAAGUUUGCAGCAAUGUCAGUUGGGAAAGGAGCUUUGCUAUUUAUGCAGGUUGAAAAUCUGGAUUCUAUAUAUGGAAGAUAUAUUCUCCAUAGAGAAGUUAUACUAAUGAUAGAAGAACUUCCUGGGUAUUUAAUUACUCUAUGUGCAGGUAAUAUUUUAUUAAUUUCAUUUUUCAGUGAAAAUCAGUUACAAAAAGCUAAGAAAAUUGAUAUUAGAAGAAAUUUGAGCACAUUUAGAGCUUUAUCGCCAUCAAAAAUAUUUUUAGGCUUCGAAUCAGGGCAAUCUGAGCUGCUUCGAAUUGAAAAUAAAAGUCUCUAUAGACUGACAAAUAAAGUCCCAGAUGCAGAUUCUGCAGUUCUGUCAAUUGAUCUCAUUGAAGAUUUCCAAAUUUUUUUAACAGCAGCAAAUAAUCAAAAAAUUCGUUUAUGAAAUUUUAGCAAUCAAUUAAUUCAAGAAAUAAUUUUUCCACAACGUGUAAAAUCAUUACUAUUUCUUGAUCAAAAAUCCUUAUUAGCAGCUACAGGAUCAGUUAUUUCUAUAGUAAACCUUUGCAGCUAUAAUCUAUCGACUGAGGAGGAAGAAGAAGAAAUUCUUCCAGAGGAUUAUUUUAAAGAUUCAAAUAAUGAAGCAAUAAAGAAAGCAGAAAGUGGAAGUGAAGACGGGUCAUCAGAUGAUUUAGAAUUAAAUAUAGAUAAUGAGCUAUCCAGAAGAGAGUCUAAGUAUUUCCAAGAAGAGCAUGCUGUUACACCAGAAUAUUGAAAUAAAGUUCUUAAUUCUUAUCACAAUACAGCUAAAAGCUUUAACCCAAAAAUGCGUGACAAAUCAGAAAAAAGAUCUUUUAAGAAGAAACCCACAAAUAAGAGAAAAACUAAAAAAAAUAAUAUAAGGUCGCUAUCUAGGCCAAGGAUCCAGAAAAGACCGCCAUCCCCAUUGUCUGUAGCAAUCCAAGAAGGGUAUAAAGAAGUUAUCACUCAAAAAUUGCCUUUAAUAUAUGAGCGAAGAAGAUUUGAGCCACAAAAUUUGUUGACAAGAAGACAACUAACUGAGGAAAAAAUUGUCACCAAUGUCAAAAGAUAUGGAGAUCCUGCUGACCGAGUAGAUCACACUGGGCUCUGCGUAAUAGAUGAAGCUUUAUACUUUCAAGAAAUAGAGAAGCUCAGGGCAAAGAGAUAA